CCUUCCUCUAACCGCCGUUCAACUGUUAUCAUUUUCCCAUCACACAAUUCUCCCGGGAACUCAAUUCCCACCAAAAAAAUGCUCCGCCCAUGGCAGCCACCUUCGCUGUCACCGCCGGCGAUGGCCUUCCCCCACAAAAACACCCCUCCACGGCUGAAAUUUCCGAGAGCUUCAGCCUCCACCACGAAUGCAAGCGAAGAGGACGACAACAGGUCUCAACCGGGCAAAAUCAGGCGCCAGGUUCUGACCCAGCAGGGGCGGGGUAAGCUCGACCUGAGAUCGGACAGGGACUUCUACGCCUACCCGAGGUUCGUCACUCACGUCGAUGGUGGGUUCAUCUCGGCGCUGACGGAGCUCUACAGGCGGAGGCUGCAAUCCGGGUCGGAGGUUCUUGACCUGAUGAGCUCGUGGGUCAGCCAUCUGCCAGAAGAAAUGGAGUUCAAGAGAGUGGUGGGUCACGGGCUUAACGCCCAGGAGCUUGCGAGGAAUCCUCGUCUGGAUUACUUCUUCGUAAAGGAUCUUAAUCGGGACCAGAGGCUCGAGCUCGAGAGCUCGAGCUUUGAUGCUGUUUUGUGCACUGUCAGCGUCCAAUAUCUGCAGUAUCCAGAGCAGGUUUUUGCCGAAGUGUUCAGAGCGCUGAGACCAGGAGGAGUGUUCAUAGUGAGUUUCAGCAAUCGAAUGUUCUAUGAAAAGGCUAUUACUUCGUGGAGAGAUGGCAGUGACUACAGCAGAGUGCAGCUUGUGGUACAGUAUUUCCAGUCUGUGGUAGGAUUCACUGGGGCUGAGGUCGUCAGGAAAUCACCUGGUGGCAGGAAGGGAGGAGAAGGAGAGAGGCCAUGGUACAUGGGGUUGCUCGAAUUAUUGUCCGGUUCGUCAAAAGAUCCCUUCUAUGCUGUCAUUGCUUACAAGAAUUUCAAACCUGUUUAUGAAUAAACCGAUGGUUAGAUAUAUGUCAUAGUUUUGUAACGCUAUUAUAUGGUUCAGCAUGGUUUUGGCAUUAAAUAUUGAACCGUUGGUCACUAGUUUGAUCUCCAGUAAGAUGUCACAAACAAGAAUGCAAUGAUGCAAAGGAAAUAUGAGAAAUGGCUUUCAGCAACCUCCCAGAAAUAGUUUCAAAUUUUAUCA
Molecule: messenger RNA, 1125 nt
Organism: Linum tenue
Lineage: Eukaryota; Viridiplantae; Streptophyta; Magnoliopsida; Malpighiales; Linaceae
Source: the annotation of a GenBank genome assembly